GAGCAGGAGCUCCGCUCCGGCGGGAGGAGAAGGGGCGCGGCGGAGGGAGGGCGCGACACCUCCUCCCCCCCCGCCGCCGCUGGGGGCGCUGGCGGACACGCGCGUCGUUCCGCCGGGAGCUGUCGGAGAUGUCCCUGGAUCCGCUUCUCAGCCGCAGCCUGCAUGCCCGCCCUGGGUGGAGCGGUCUUCUUUGUCGAGCCGGGACCUGCUCUCCUUUCUCCUUCAAGCAGAAGAGGAGCUAGCGAGGCAAUAAAAGCAAGCUCGAGUUGAUGUUUGAGAAGUUCGGGUGCAGGAAGAGUCUGGAUUUUUGGCUUCUUGGAGAAAAAACAGAAAAUGCAAAACGAAAUAAUAAAGCCUGCAAAAUACUUCUCAGAAGUGGAGAAGAGCGUGCUGCUUGCAUUAGUUGAAAAAUACAAAUACGUGCUUGAAUGUAAAAAAAGUGAUGCAAGAACUAUUGCUCUGAAGCAACGUACCUGGCAAGCACUAGCACACGAGUAUAAUUCACAGCCCAGUGUAUCCCUGCGAGACUUCAAACAGUUAAAGAAAUGCUGGGAAAACAUCAAGGCACGGACAAAAAAGAUAAUGGCACAUGAAAGGCGGGAGAAGGUAAAAAGAAGUAUUAGUCCACUUAUAAAUACUCACAUCAUAGGGAAAGAGAAGAUUUCCAGCAUAAUGCCUGAGCAAAUGUACUUUUUGCAGAGCCCACCAGAAGAAGAUUCUGAAUAUCAGCCUGAUGCUUCUAGUCAAGAAUCAUUUGUUGUCUCAAACAGAGAACUUUGUGAUGAAGAGAAAGUGUUGGUACAUUUCCCAGUUUGUGAAGGUACCUCCCAACCUGAGCCUUCGUGUUCUGAUGUCAGAAUAGCAGCUGAUAAGAACUACAGAAGUAAAGCAUCUCAGGAAAGUGCUCUGAAAAAGAUGCAUGAGGAAGAACAUCAUCAGCAAAUGUCAAUUUUGCAACUGCAGCUAAUCCAAAUGAAUGAAGUUCACGUGGCAAAAAUACAGCAAAUAGAAAGAGAGUGUGAGAUGGCUGAAGAGGAACACAGGAUAAAAAUGGAAGUGCUAAAUAAAAAGAAAAUGUAUUGGGAGAGAAAACUGCAGACCAUCACAAAAGAAUGGCCUGUAUCAUCGUUUAACAGACCCUUCCCUAACUCACCAUAGAACAUAAAGGGGCAGAGAAUCAGUCUGAUUGAGCACAUUUAUGAGUAAUGCACACUGGAAAGAGGUUUUUUUAGUGUGAAUGUACAGUGACAGGAUAGGUGCCCAGUUGAUAGUAAACACUCUUUAACUUAACUUUUAGGGAAACAGUGGUAGAAUCCAUCAAGGGGAAAAUCAUAUAUUUCAUCUGUAGGUAGUUCUGAUUUGUUUAACUUUCAGACAUGCACGGUGCUCUAAAAUGUGAACACGUUUUCUCCUCUCAGAAUACCCUAAUAUCCUUUUGAAAAUUAAGGUGCUCUGGGUAUUCUUACAUUGUGUGUUCUUAAGAAAACUUAACAGCUUUAAACAUCAGGUUAUAGUGUUUAUUUCUAUCUCUUCCUGUCUACCAUUUAUUGAAUGAAGGCAACAGCUGGAGUUGCUCUUUGCUAUUGAGACAAAAAGUAUUGAGACAGGUAUUGGUUGGAUUGUUAUGCUGGGGUUUAGAAAAAAAACAAACCAGACCAACCAAAAAAAAAAAAAUCCAACCACUCUGUGCUUAGUGUAGUUCAUACCUUAUUGUUCAUAGAAGAUGUGAAAAUGAAGGAAAUGGCAAAAGGACCUCUGCAGUAUCUGGGCUCUUUGCCUGUGAAGAGCAGUAAUAUUUUCCAGCUGACUGGCUGAUUGAGAGAAUGGUUCUUUGAGCCUUGACCCUUCAGAAGUGGGAAAGCAGGUGACUUCUUUCUCAAAAGCCUUUAUGUUUGUCUUCUGUGUUCCAGGCCCAUUUUUAGUUCAACUAAAAUACUCACUAAAAUACUACCAAAAUAGGAGGGCCACAUGCUGCUGCCAGCACUGUGUGCUGUUCACCUGGAGUCACUCUGAGGGCAAGAGCUUUUUAAUACCUCAUAAAGCUCCUGGAGUGCCAGCCAGUCCUUGGCAAAGUCUCCCUCUAUCUCCCCAUGCAAUACUUGAUGGUGUAGUGGGAUUAUUUAGGUCUCUCCCUAGCUACAAGAGAAGACCAGGUCUCUCCCUCUUUACCUUCACAAAAGGAUGAGAAGCAGUUCAAAGGAAUCAUUCCUGUCUUGGAGCACUGUUCUGUUUUGUUCUGUCCUGUGUGUUUUACAGUGGUGUGUUUCAAGCCUUUGCUGUCAAUGAAGGGUGAUGGAUGUGAUUUGUAAGAAAGCAUUCACAUGAAGGUCCCUUCAGAAUUUGGGGACCCAGAAUAGUAGGUGAUAGGAAAGCACAAAUAAGGAUAAUCCUUCCCCAGGCACUCAUUUAGUUUAGUAGGGCAAGGGUUAAGAACUUGUGAAAUACAGAACUCCUCAAAGACUCAUAACUCCUGAUGUAUGAAAAGCUGUUUUACAGGAAGGUGUACAUCAUUUGAAGAAGUGAAAAAAAUUAACAAAAUCGUGAUUUUUCAGUGAAAAACCUGAGUAUCCUGUUAUUCAAUAAAGUGUUUUCAGAUCAUGA
This is a messenger RNA of Calypte anna (Anna's hummingbird), 2601 nucleotides long. It is a transcript of the gene MSANTD3, whose product is annotated as Myb/SANT DNA binding domain containing 3. Bases 334 to 1158 code for a protein of 274 amino acids. NCBI's taxonomy places the organism in Eukaryota, Metazoa, Chordata, Aves, Apodiformes, Trochilidae. The record is from RefSeq and is a predicted model, not a curated record. The transcript is spliced from 4 exons.